GCUCACUGAUACCAGCUCGAUCAGCCCAGGAAUUUGUUUGAUGUGCUUAAGAGAUUGGUAACAAUAGCUCCUAACGUGACUGCGUUGCGAGGUGACAGCGUUCCCUUGGAGACGGUGAAUCCAUCCAGCCCCGGCCAGGAUCCCGGCAGGUUCCCCCUCUCCAGAGGCCGUGGAACUCCUUCCCUGGGCAGGGGCAGAGAUGGGAAGAUAAGCUCUGCCUGUAGACAAAUAGCCCUGUGCAAGAUGUGAGGAUUUUAUGCAGCAGCCAGACAUGUCUGAAAGUUCCUCAGGUCUGACCACGAGCAAUCAGAAGUUCUUUCAAUCCUAUUCCUCCCGCUGCUCCAUCCUUAGUGAUGCACACAACAUUGCACCGGUUUUACCCCAAACCAGAGGAAUCCUCGGGCAGAGCUGGGACUCCAGGCUUCCUUUCCCACUUCCUUCUGACUCCUUCAAGUACCUUGGCUGGUGUGACAUAGAAGAACACGGCGUUCGAGGAGAUCAGCUCCGCUCUCCCCGAGUGAGGGAAGGGCCCUCAGAAGAAGAGCUGUUUUUCAGAAAAGAAGAGCAUACUCUGAAAAAAAGGAAACAAAUAACUGAGACAGAGAAAUGGGAAAAGAGGCUUCAAGAGAACUGGGAAAACUGUGCUGAGCUGAACCUUUCCUUCCAGGACCUGGGUGAUCUUUACCAGGUGGAAAACUUCAAAAGAAUCCUCCGAAGAUUAAUUCGGGUGGAAAAGCUUUGGUUGGUGGACAAUUCCUUGACAGACCUCAGUGCCAUAAGGUUGCCAAGAUGCAGAGAGCUAAAUGUAAAUAAAAACCACUUUACAUCCUUCAAACAGCUGCCAAAGAUCCCUCAGAUUCAGCACUUAUCCCUCGCUGAAAAUAACAUCACGACCCUAGGGGGGAUUUCAGACUUCAGACACACUCCACUUGAAUCCCUCAUCCUCAGGAGGAAUCCCUGUGAGUUCCAGGAAAGAUACAGACAACUUGUGUUCUCCAAUUUGCCAAACCUGAAAAUACUGGAUGGUAUCCCAAAACUGCCAGAGGACUGUUCACCCCCUGAUGUCAGGUUUUUUUACAGAAUGUGUACUAUACUCUAGCACUGUAUUUUUGCAGCAUCACAACUGUGCUACAACCACCUUGCUUAAAAGAGACAAUAAAUCCUG
Messenger RNA from Poecile atricapillus (Black-capped chickadee), 1165 nucleotides. RefSeq lists its product as uncharacterized. The record is from RefSeq and is a predicted model, not a curated record. NCBI's taxonomy places the organism in Eukaryota, Metazoa, Chordata, Aves, Passeriformes, Paridae. The coding region runs from base 257 to 1099 and encodes 280 amino acids. The transcript is spliced from 7 exons.